UCAAAUAGAUAUUUGGAGGUCGAUAUCCAACAAAAGAAUGAAAAAAUAAUGACGCAGCCUGAAUGGCCGGUCUGUUAUUUAUCGAUUUAACAAUUAUGAUAACAUAUAAAUUUGAGAAAUAUUUGUAAUUGUGAAACAAGUUAUUUAAUGAUUUUAAUUUACACAUACACAUCUUGAUGCAUUAUUAACAAGACGGCGAUGAUAAAUUGCCAAAUAAUAUUUGUUCAAGUGGUGCGUCCACUGUAAGUAGAGAUAUAUUAAAUUAACAAACUGAUAAUUCAUAGAAGUUGAAUAUAAAGUGCGUAGCGAUCGAUGUUUCGGUACACUGUCUUUAAGUGAUUUUGCUGAGCUUGACUCCGCUAACGAUUCCAACAAAAUGAUCAGUUAUAAAUUUAAAUAUUUGAUUCUCGUGGUCUGCACUUUAAGUCAGGUUUUAUCAAAACCUUUAACGGAAACUGGUAGAGCAGCGGGUGCUGGAGGUGGUGCAGCUGGUGGCGGUACUGCAGGAGGUACUAGUGGUGGUACAGCAGGUGGUGGUACUGCAGGGGGUGGUGCAGCCGGUGGUGGUACUGCAGGGGGUAUCGGUGGUGGUGCAGCAGGAGGUACUAGUGGUGGUGCAGCCGGUGGUGGUACUGCAGGGGGUAUUGGUGGUGGUGCAGUCGAUGGUGGUACUGUAGGAGGUACUGGUGGUGCAACAGGUGCUGGAGGAGGUCUAACAACCGGAUCUGGAUCAGCGGGAGGAGCUGGAGUUGGUGUUGGUGAUGGAACUGGAGGUAGUGUGAUGCCUGGAGCUGGAGUUAUUCCAGGAGCUGGUAUGAUUCCUGGAGGUGGUAUGAUGCCAGGAGCAGGUAUGAUUCCUGGAGGUGGUAUGAUGCCAGGAGGUGGUAUGGCACCAGGAGCAGGUAUGAUGCCAGGAGCAGGUAUGACUCCUGGAGGUGGUAUGAUGCCAGGAAGUGGUAUGGCACCAGGAGCAGGUAUGAUGCCAGGAGCAGGUAUGAUUCCUGGAGGUGGUAUGAUGCCAGGAAGUGGUAUGGCACCAGGAGCAGGUAUGAUGCCAGGAGCAGGUAUGAUUCCUGGAGGUGGUAUGAUGCCAGGCGGUGGUAUGGCACCAGGAGCAGGUAUGAUGCCAGGAGCAGGUAUGAUUCCUGGAGGUGGUAUGAUGCCAGGAGCAGGGACAAACCCCGGAAGUGGUAUGAAGCCCGGCGGUGCAAUAACUACAGGAGGUGGAAUUGGCGGGGGUGUAGUCGGUGCUGGAGGAACUGGAAUCGACAAAACUCAAUCUAUUGCCGAACAUAUCUUCGAAAUCACUGAUUACCUCCUCGGCUGCGACGAUGACGACGACGACGACGACGACGACUAUUACUACUGGUGGUAACUCAUCGAUUUUUCAAGCUAAACAAUAUUUAUAUUUAUCCAGCAAUCAAGUACUUUAUUAUCGUUAUUUUUAUAAUCACUUACGUUAAGCUCUACCGCCUCGUUCAAAUAUUUUUGUCCAUUUGUCAAAAUAAUUCGUCAACGGUGCU
Messenger RNA from Microplitis demolitor, 1523 nucleotides. RefSeq lists its product as uncharacterized. Lineage: Eukaryota; Metazoa; Arthropoda; Insecta; Hymenoptera; Braconidae. The transcript is spliced from 3 exons. The record is from RefSeq and is a predicted model, not a curated record. Bases 377 to 1375 code for a protein of 332 amino acids.